Trypanosoma theileri is the source of this 2058-nucleotide messenger RNA. Its product is annotated as TATE DNA transposon protein. The record is from RefSeq and is a predicted model, not a curated record. The transcript has a single exon. Lineage: Eukaryota; Euglenozoa; Kinetoplastea; Trypanosomatida; Trypanosomatidae.
CUGGAGCGAGCACUGCGAUUCAUGACGGUCAACCUCUACGACGGGUUACGCACAUCCCGAACCAUCAAGAAGACGCAGCUCUCGAUGACGGACAUAAAGAGAGCAGUCGAGAUGGGAAAGUUUGAACGCGUUCCGAACGUUGUUAGCGCUGACUGUGUUUUUCCACUGGCGACAACCGCGCAUCCACAGGCAGAGUGCAGGAACUCUGCGCCGAUCGAUCGUAAUGGCAUCGGCAGAACCGCAUCAAAUCAUACGACACCCGGCCAUCGGGACGACUGUCACCAAGACCAACGCUACGAUGGCCGUCUCCCGGAAGGUGUUCACGGAGUGAAUGUGUUUGCGGUAGCCGAGAUGAAAGGACGACGGCACCUCAUUACCGAGCCUCACCUCAACGGAGUGCUCUCGAAGGCGGAGAUACCACGGUGCGAGUACCCUUCUCGUCUUGCAAGGCGACAGGAGCUGCGCUACGCACGUUACAUGCUCCAGAUCGAUUUUGAGGCGUUUUACGACUCCAUCCCGACGAUGGAGGAAAAGCUACGCAACAAGUUCGUAUUUCGAGCACGGGAUGGCGCACUCUAUCGACUUCGAACGUUGCCGACUGGGGCACGAUGGAGCGUCGCUGUGGGACAGGCCGUGACAUGGACAAUUGUUGACAUUGACACGAGGUGUACCAUCCUCACAAUGAUCGACAAUAUCCUGAUUGCCGCGCCCGCUGGAGAGGAGGUGGAGUUUGUGCGUACGGUGCGGCAGAUCAUCGACUGCAUUGAGGUGGCGAACCUCUGCACGUCUCCCAGUCGUGAAGAACUGAGAUCAUGGUCAGACAGCGUCAUGUUGGAGGAGGCAAGAAAGACAAAUGUUUUCCUCGGAGAGGAGUUUACUUGGUUGGAGGGUGAACGCAGGGUGCGCAACUCCAUCAAGACCGUGUCGAAACUGAAGCUGGGUCUGGUACAGCAGCCGUACAGGAGUUUCACGUGCAGAGAAUUUGCGUCAAACGUGUCACUCAUUUUAUAUGCGUUGCACACCACAAGGUUGAACCCCGCUUCAGCGUUUAAUCUCUUGCGUGCGUAUCGUGGAGUGUACCGCCAGGUGGAACGCGAACGAGGAUGGGAUGAACCCAUACCCUACCUGGAUCCUGGCGUCCGCAACACGAUGAUGACGUUAGCUGCAGAACUAGUGCAUAACCCUUAUUGGACCAUCGCGGAAGAGGUGACUGCCACCUACAACGAUGAAGACUAUGACGUCAUUUGCUUCACCGACGCGUCAGCAGAUGGGUGGGGUGCGAUAGUGGUUACAGACCCACCGGCACCAUCACAAUCAGAAAACAUAACAGACGACACAUGGACACCACACGCCGCCAUAUACCAGCAGAGGUGGAUCCAUGAUUUUAACCCGGGUAGAAACCCGCGACCGUCGCAACAGACACAAAUCGGACACCGAGAAGAAGGGACGCGACAAGUUCCUCAGGUCAGUAGCGACACGUUCAACGCACGCCACUCGGCACACGCGGAACCCCGGGCGAUCCACCUCCUGCUACAACACCUCGAACGCCAGGGUGUGAUUGUUCCCGGCGAAUCUAUCGUUCACGAAGAAGACGUCGAAAGUGACGCAAACGUAAAUGGCCCACGACGACGGCCAACACGAGUGGCGGUGGUGACCGACCACUUCCCCAUCGCGCAUGUGCAAAGGCGGCUAAAUGGAUUUGGCGGCAUCGGACGCGGCUACGCGCUGAACAGGCUCUUCGAAUACACGAACGAGCUGUUCCACACAAAGGCGGUGCAGGUGGUCUUCUUUUACAUCGCCGGACCCCGCAAUCCGGCAGACCACUGCUCACGCAACUUUGGGGUAGACAGGGGAACCCCGUUACUUACUUCACAUCCGGCGGACGACUGUCUCGUUCCGCUGUUGAGAACCACGUACGGUCCGAUCUGCAAAGGACAAAGCGAAGCAGAGGAAACCCUCCCAGGUGUGGGGAACGAUAUCGACGUGGAAGACGAUAUUGACGUGGAGGAUGAAGUUGAAGAAAUAUUAAUGCCUCAACAAAGAAUGCAUAAGGGCUAA